AAAUCUUAAUUCUUAACCACCCAAUUCAUUUCCAGUCCCUCUCCGAAAAUAUGAUAAUGAAUGAAAUUUUUGGCCAACUGAAUUUUGAAAUAACGGUUAUUAAUCACUCAAGAAAAAGAAAGAACAACCCGAAAUGGAUCGAAUCGAAUCGCUAUGACCUGAGCCUGACGAACACCAGCUUUUGUUUCAUCCUUCAAUAUGGCCACCGUUUCUGGAGCUGCCCCAUGCCAAGACUCCCAAUCGGGUGCCGAAAUGGACCUCAAUUCAACUCUGGAUAGCCCUAAUUGGAUCUCCAGGCACAUUUUUCCUCCCACUCGAGCCAUUGUCAAUGGUGCCAGCCGGAUGCUCGCCUCCGUUUUCGGCUUUGAGUCCUCCUCCUCCUCCUCCUCUUCAUCUUCAGAAUGCGAUUCCUGUUCAGAUGACACUCACGACAACGACGAUCAGGAAGUCUCAUCUCAAGGGGUUCAUACAAUAGAAGAUAGAGAGCCCCAGUCUUUUGCAGGAAAGAAAGAACCCAAGCGUCUGAUAGAGCAGAUUCUCAUGCAGGAGUCUUUCUCAAGGCAAGAGUGUGAUAAACUAACAGAUAUUAUCAAGUCAAGAGUUAUGGAUUCCCCAUCGACCAGUGGCUUGGGGUUUGGUAGACUAAAUGAAAUGCCUGAUAGAACAGAUGUUGAAAUUCAUGAUUUUUGCAGCACAGAUGUUUUGGAGGCAAAAAAGUUGUUAGAGAUGAAGAAGUCAGAAAUGCAUCACGGGACCUCUGCUCUGAAUUAUGUUACAUUGAAACAUGAUGUUGAAGGUGAAGAGGGAUCACCUGUGGGCAUGGCCAAGUCAUACAUGCGAACUUGUCCUCCAUGGGCAACACCUUCUAAAAACAAUAUUGAAUUUAGAUAUCCAUCACCAUAUUCAAUUGGAGGCAAUUUUUUGUACUCAUCCAAGCGGAAAAGAGAUUCUCCUGCCACUGGCUCGUGGAACAUCCAAGAUGAAAUACGAAAAGUGAGAUCUAAAGCAACAGAAGAAAUGCUGAGGACUCUAUCAUCCUCAAAAAUUGAUUGGUCUUCAUUUCCAUUGGAGCAUAAAAAUGGUCCUGAUUCUAUAGUUUCCAAUAACUUUGGACCUGCUGAGAAAGAUAAGUCACAGAGCUCUAAAAGGCCAGUAGAUGCACCUAUAGACUUGGCCGCAAAACCAGCUUCACAACUUGUACAAGAUGCAUUUCAUAAUGAUGCUUUACCAAGACCAGCUAUUUUUGGUUGUGAACAAAACCAGGUUAUGCAAGCAAUUCAAGGCAUUGAGGUGAAAAAAGUGAGAUUUUUGAGAUCAAAUGUGACUUUAGACAUGGGACAGAGACUUCAAUCAACAGUGGAUAUGAAGACUGAAUUACAUAGUGAUGUUGUUGCUCCUGAUGGCAAUCAUUUAAAGGAAUCCAACAGCUCGUUCCUACCAUUUGGCUCUACUAAGGAAGGAACUCUUCAGGAAUCACAAGUAGAAGAUAAAAACUUUUGGACAUUAAAUGAAGUUGCUGGAAUAAGCAGUGCCAACGGGUUCCCUUCAGGAUCCAAUAUGUCUUCUGAAGUGGAUAAAGAGAAAAAUCAUACACCGAUUAUCAGCAAGGAGGACAAGGCAGUUGGUUGUGGACAUGACAAUGCAUUUAGAGUUGUGGCAGAGGUGAAGUGUGAGCCAUUGUGUGAGGAGUCUAUGGAGGUGCCAAUGGUAAACGAAACUGAUGCUGCCACCUCUGGUUCCCAACACAGUUGGAGCAUGCCGUUUGAAGGUUCACCACAAAACCAGAAUGCGCUAAUAUCAGAAGGCAAUUUGGCAGGCAAAAGCAACUCUGGUAUAGAGAAGAAGCCGCAGCAGCAGGGAAAGAAAGUGAGCAGAUAUAACAGGAGAGGCAGAGGACGAGGCAGAUGAUGCUAUGUCAUGCAUGUAUGUAGCUAGCUAACUGUAAAAUGACCUGUGUGACAGACAACACUUGUAAGCUGUAUGAAGACUGACAAAUGCGGUUUCGAACCAACCGGUCUUUUAGCUGUCUAAGAUGGCUGAGAUUUAGGUUUCAGAAGUUCAGUUUAGGAAUUGAUUUUUAUAGUUUGUUUGCAUCAAAAUCGUGUUACUUAUCAUACAUAUUGAAGUUUUAGGUGUCAGAUGCGCAAUGCAUUUAAGUACUUCUAUCUUAAUUCUGUACGUGCAAACAUCUGUUUAAUUAUACAUGUACCAUAAAAUCAACAAGCACAUUGAUGUUUUUUAUAACAUUUAUAUGCAUUACAACAAAAAUUCUAUGC
Gossypium raimondii (Peruvian cotton) is the source of this 2276-nucleotide messenger RNA. RefSeq names its product protein KAKU4. Gene Ontology annotation, cellular component: nuclear envelope. Gene Ontology annotation, biological process: nuclear membrane organization. The record is from RefSeq and is a predicted model, not a curated record. The coding region runs from base 199 to 1908 and encodes 569 amino acids. The transcript is spliced from 13 exons. NCBI's taxonomy places the organism in Eukaryota, Viridiplantae, Streptophyta, Magnoliopsida, Malvales, Malvaceae.